AUGACAAGUAAACAUAACUCUAAACAAAAGAAGGCCAGAAUUGUUCUUCUUUUAGAGGAAGGAUAUAUUACUAGAGAAAUUGCAAAGAGAAAAAAGGUCUCUCUAGCAACUGUCUCAAGAACAGGGAAAAGGAAAAGUGAAACAGAAAGUCUUGAAGAUUGA
Molecule: messenger RNA, 162 nt
Organism: Acaulospora colombiana
Lineage: Eukaryota; Fungi; Glomeromycota; Glomeromycetes; Diversisporales; Acaulosporaceae
Source: the annotation of a GenBank genome assembly